Dromiciops gliroides (monito del monte) is the source of this 2917-nucleotide messenger RNA. It is a transcript of the gene SLC25A43, whose product is annotated as solute carrier family 25 member 43. The coding region runs from base 102 to 1124 and encodes 340 amino acids. NCBI's taxonomy places the organism in Eukaryota, Metazoa, Chordata, Mammalia, Microbiotheria, Microbiotheriidae. Gene Ontology annotation, biological process: transmembrane transport. The transcript is spliced from 5 exons. The record is from RefSeq and is a predicted model, not a curated record.
GCUGCAAAGGGAGCCCCAGGGCCCGGGGAGGGGGCGUCCCGGAGGCCCGCGCCCGCGUCGGGCCGGAGCCCGGCCCAAGGCCACGGUCACAAGCGGCUGUUAUGGCUACCUGGCGGCGAGACUGGCGCCUUACGGGCAGCCAGCGGCUGCUGUGCGCCGGCCUGGCCGGGGCGCUCAGCCUCAGCCUCACCGCCCCGCUGGAGCUCGCCACCGUCCUGGCCCAGGUGGGCCCGGGCCCUGGGCACCCGCAGGGCCCGUGGGCCGCCAGCCGGAGCGUCUGGCGGGCCGAGGGGGCCCGGGCCCUGUGGAAGGGCAACGGCGUGGCGUGCCUGCGCCUCUUCCCCUACAGCGUUCUGCAGCUGGCUGCCUACCGCAAGUUCAUACUGCUGUUCAUGGAUGAGCGGGGCUACGUUUCCCAGUGGAGCGCAAUUGUAGCUGGAAGUCUUGCUGGCAUGGCGGCCACCAUUGUCACCUACCCAACUGAUGUCAUCAAAACUCGGCUGAUUAUGCAGAAUCUGCUGAAGCCAUCUUACACGGGGAUCUCCCAAGCCUUCUGUACAAUUUAUCAUCAGGAAGGCUUCUUGGCCCUUUACCGGGGAGUUUCCCUCACUGUAAUAGGUGCUGUGCCGUUCUCUGUUGGUUCUUUCCUAGUUUACGUGAACCUGAACCGCAUCUGGAACAGGCCCCAAGACCGGUUUUCCCCACUCCAGAACUUUGCCAACAGCUGCCUUGCUGCUGGGGUCGCCCAGACAAUCUCCUAUCCUUUUGACACGGUGAAGAGGAAGAUGCAGGCCCAGAGUCACUGCUUCCCUCAUUGUGGUAGAGGGAACAAUUUCUCAGGGGCAGUGGACUGCUUCCAACAGGUGGUGAAGGCCCAGGGUGUGCUGGCCCUGUGGAACGGACUGACUGCCAACUUGUUAAAGAUAGUUCCAUAUUUUGGAGUUAUGUUUAGCACCUUUGAGUUUUGCAAGAGAAUCUGCCUUUAUCAAAAUGGCUAUACUAUGUCGCCUUUAAGCUAUAAGCUUACCCCAGGUGUAGAUCAGAGUUUACAGCCACAAGAGUUACGGGAAUUACAGAAGUUACUCAAAAAUGGCAAUUUUGAGGCAAGAAAACCCACUCUGUAAAACUGUACAAGGCUGAAAGAUGUGUUAAAAGCAUACAGCCUGGGGCAGCUAGGUGGCACAGUGGAUAAAGCACCGGCCUUGAAUUCAGGAGAACCUGAGUUCAAAUCCAGCCUUAGACACUUGACACUUACUAGCUGUGUGACCUUGGGCAAGUCACUUAACCCUCAUUGCCCCACCAAAAAAAAAAAAGCAUACAGCCUUAUGGCCUUGUGUGACCAGAAGAGGUGGCCUCUGUCCAGCGUCCUGAAAAAAAAUGAGAAGCUUGAACCUUUCAUCAUCUGAUCUGUGGGCCCCUGCCCAAUUUAUGCCUGCACCACUGCAGACUUGGAGGCCUUUUUUGAUUCAAGUGCCUGGAGCUCUUUAUCACUAUCUCGUGAAUUAUACCUAGUAUCCCAGGGAUGUGACUGGGCAGUCAGUCCCAGCUCAAAGCUUUCCAAGCUCAGCUUGCCAAAGCAAGAAUAAAACUCAUAUCCAUAAUCAAGAGAUGCAAAGACCCAAAGAACCAUAUUUGCUGUGUUUAACCUUUUUACAUUUUUUUUUUUUGCAGGGCAGUGAAUGUUAAGUAUCUGAGGCUGGAUUUGAACUCAGGUCCUCCUGAAUCCAGAGCCGGUGCUUUAUCCACUGCGCCACCUAGUUGCCUGUGUUAUUAACCUUAAAAGAAAGGCAGAAUGUAGGCUGGAAUGUACAUUAGCCAACCAGACAUCACACAGUCUCUUGCCUUGCUUCCCAGUAUUUGAUGCUUGCACCAACUAGCAAUGACUGCAAAACUUAUGCAAACCAAUACAGAGCCAGUUUGAGUAGUUUGGCCAAGACCUUGCUAGCUUAAGAGUUCAUGGCUUUGAGUGUAGCUAGGUGGCACUACAGUGGAUAAAGCCCCAGCCCUAAAUUCAAGAAGACCUGAGUUCAAAUCCAACCUCAGACAAUUGACACAUACUACCUGUGUGACCCUGGGCAAGUCACUUAACCCUCAUUGCCCUGCCCCCCCAAAAAAAGUUCAUGGUUUUAUCCUCAUUGCUUUUAGGUAUCUUAUAUAUAGGUUGUUUUCACAAGAAAAAAGGAUAAGAAUGUUUCCACAAUCUUUCAUUUCAAGUUUAAGAAGCCUGAGUCAUUCAUUAAGUAAAGUGGUUUUGUUCAUGUCCAUUUCAUGGUGCCACCGAAAACUCCAAAAUAUCCUUAGCAACGUUGAUAGACAGGUUCAUAAAAAUGACUUACUGAUGCCUUUGACCUUCAUAAUUUUACUCUCGCCUAGCAAAGCCAAGAAUUAACUGAUAAUUUCAGUAGCUCCCAUUCAUUUUCUAUCAUGGCCUAGUAACAAAGAAGGGAAGUAAGAGAGCCUUAGAUUGGUCUUAGAAAGUCAUCAAGUUUGAGCCUUAUCUGAAGCGUGACUUUCUCCAGACGACACAAAAACAACAGAAAAGUACUUGGAGCCAAUCUCAAUGAACUGGAGAAAUCACCUUUCAGGAGCAAAAUGCCUUGGACCUACACUAAGGGCAUAUAACCAUACCCUUAGAAUAAUUCUUACUUAUAUAGUUCCCCAAAUAACUAAUACCUAGUUGUAAAGUAAAGAUCAUGUCUUUGUGAUUUGAUUAUUUUUUCCUUUUUCAGUAUUUUUAAGGUAUAUUGUGUAUUAAAUUAAUUUCUCAUUGGGUUUCUCAUACUUAUUUGUUUCUUUAUAUGGCCUCAUGCAUAUAGUAUGAGAUAAUGUGGAUCAUUGGUUAUUGAGCUAAGGGACUGAGGUUUUAUAUUACCAAAGGAUCCCAGAAUCUAGGGCUAGAAGGGCUAUGGAUGGUCCA